Molecule: messenger RNA, 3532 nt
Organism: Neogale vison (American mink)
Lineage: Eukaryota; Metazoa; Chordata; Mammalia; Carnivora; Mustelidae
Gene: SNX9
Product: sorting nexin 9
Exons: 18
Coding region: 74-1858 (594 amino acids)
Biological process (GO): mitotic cytokinesis; intracellular protein transport; plasma membrane tubulation
Cellular component (GO): cytoplasmic vesicle; plasma membrane
Molecular function (GO): protein binding; phosphatidylinositol binding
Source: RefSeq, a predicted model, not a curated record
CUCGCCCGCCUGGGGCCGACAGCCGCGGCGCCGGAGAGGAGCCGGCCGUCCCGGGCCGCGGGAGCCGCCCGCCAUGGCCACCAAGGCGCGGGUUAUGUAUGAUUUUGCUGCUGAGCCCGGAAAUAAUGAACUGACCGUUAAUGAAGGAGAAAUCAUCACAAUUACAAAUCCGGAUGUUGGUGGAGGGUGGCUGGAAGGAAGAAACAGCAAAGGAGAACGCGGGCUUGUUCCCACAGACUAUGUUGAAAUUUUACCCAGUGAUGGAAAAGACCCAUUUUCUUGUGGAAAUUCAGUGGCUGACCAAGCCUUCCUCGAUUCUCUCUCAGCAAGUACAGCUCAAGCCAAUUCAUCAGCUGCCAACAGUAACAACCAGGUCAGCAGUGGCAAUGACCCCUGGUCAGCCUGGAGUGCUUCCAAAUCUGGAAACUGGGACAGCACAGAUGGCUGGGGGGCCAAGCCAGAGGGGGCUGCGGCCCAAAGAAACACCUCCAAUAACUGGGACACUGCCUUUGGUCACCCCCAGGCCUACCAAGGACCAGCCACCGGUGACGAUGACGAAUGGGACGAAGACUGGGACGACCCCAAGUCUGCCGCUCCCUACUUCAAGGACUCAGAGGCAGCAGAAGCAGGGGGUGCUCAGCGGGGCAACAGCCGAGCCGGCUCCUCUUCCAUGAAGCUGCCACUCAACAAAUUUCCUGGAUUUGCGAAACCUGGAAUGGAACAGUAUUUGUUGGCCAAGCAGCUAGCAAAACCCAAAGAGAGAAUUCCCAUCAUUGUUGGAGAUUAUGGCCCAAUGUGGGUCUAUCCUACCUCUACGUUUGACUGUGUAGUAGCAGAUCCCAGGAAAGGCUCCAAAAUGUAUGGUCUGAAAAGCUACAUUGAAUAUCAGUUAACACCUACUAACACUAACCGAUCUGUAAACCACAGGUAUAAGCACUUUGACUGGUUAUAUGAACGUCUCCUGGUUAAGUUUGGGUCAGCCAUUCCCAUCCCGUCUCUUCCAGAUAAGCAAGUCACAGGUCGCUUCGAAGAAGAGUUCAUCAAAAUGCGCAUGGAGAGGCUCCAGGCGUGGAUGACCAGGAUGUGUCGGCACCCAGUGAUCUCAGAAAGCGAGCUUUUCCAGCAGUUUCUGAAUUUCCGAGAUGAAAAGGAGUGGAAAAGUGGGAAGAGGAAGGCCGAGAAAGAUGAGCUUGUGGGAGUUAUGAUAUUUUCCACCAUGGAACCAGAGGCCCCCGACUUGGACUUAAUAGAAAUAGAACAGAAGUGCGAUGCCGUCGGUAAAUUCACCAAAGCCAUGGACGACGGCGUGAAGGAGCUGCUGACCGUGGGGCAGGAGCACUGGAAACGGUGCACAGGACCGUUACCCAAGGAGUACCAGAAGAUAGGGAAGGCCUUGCAGAGCUUAGCGACGGUGUUCAGCUCCAGCGGGUACCAAGGCGAAACAGAUCUCAACGCUGCGAUAACAGAAGCAGGAAAGACUUACGAAGAAAUCGCCGGUCUCGUGGCGGAGCAGCCAAAGAAAGAUCUCCAUUUCCUCAUGGAAUGUAAUCAUGAAUAUAAAGGUUUCCUCGGCUGCUUCCCUGAUAUUAUCGGCGCCCACAAGGGAGCGAUAGAGAAAGUGAAAGAAAGUGAUAAGCUGGUGGCCACCAGUAAAAUCACCCCCCAGGACAAACAGAACAUGGUGAAGCGAGUUGGCACCAUGUCUUACGCAUUGCAAGCUGAGAUGAAUCACUUCCACAGCAACCGCAUCUACGACUACAACAGCGUCAUCCGCCUGUACCUGGAGCAGCAGGUGCAGUUCUAUGAAACAAUCGCAGAAAAGCUGAGGCAGGCCCUCGGCCGCUUCCCGGUUAUGUAGAACACAACAGAACACCAAGAGGACUCCGAAGUGCUUCUUUCUGACUUUGGGCAAUGCAAUUUUAUUUCUUCCCCCUUCAUCAAAAGCAAAAAGGAACAAAAGACCGAAAACCAAAAAGAAAGAGUUGCAAAAAACUGUGUCUAUUUUAUUAACCAACCUAAAUGCCUCAGUUCGUGGGGUUAGUCUUCUUUGGUUCGUUUCCACAUCCAUUACUGAAAACAAUGGAAAUUGUCUCUAUUUUUGGAAAGUACUUAAAGUUAUCAGAAUUUUGAAUGGAAAAUUAGGGGUUCCCCCACUGAUAUUUUACAUAAAAUUGUAAUUUGUACGUCGUCCAUGAUCUUCUGGGUCUUACCCAAUGUCAGAUAAUUACUAAUUGCUUUCUUAAAAAUAUGAAAUAUACCAGAAUAAAAAAUAUAUAUGUUUGUAUAUUUUUAUAACUCUUUUCAGUCCCGUGGGAUUCCUAUCUACUUAGGAAGCUCUACAUGCCUUUCACUGACAUAUUUAUGACUCCAGUGCUUCUGUUUCCAGGAGGGAGGAAGCCAGGAGGGGCCUUGGGGGCUGCCGGCGCCCUCCCAGGAGGCUCAGGGCAGGAGAGGGGGGCUCACGUGUCCCGUCAGAGCAAGCAGUGCGGCAAAAGCCCAGGAUCCCAUUCACUGCCCGCACUUCCCUCAGGAACAUUGCUGACUGUCCCCUUCCACAGGGGUCGGGGGGCUUCCUCCCCAGGCCUGGUGAAGGCAUGGUUCUUGCCAGAAGGAAUACAUUGACAGGGGUGGGCACGUGUCUACAGGGCUCUGACUCUGCUCCCAGGGCUGGAGCUGCUGCGCUGGGGCCUCUGCUCGGGGGAGCAGACGUCCUCCCCACAGAGCUUCGCCCCGCAUUGGUGUCUUCAGCUGUUGAGUCAGAGGUACUGAGACCUGUUUCCGAGGCCGUGAUUUGCCACUUACUUUGGAGGGCAGACAAGCGAGCGGGGGUGUUACCUGAAAACGUGGAAACCACAGCGUGGUAGGCCUCUCCGUCCCUCGGGUGGAAGCGCUUAGGGACUGAUAAAGGUCACAGGCUGAGUCGUGCACAGCGGUCCCUGGAGCUUUUGGUCUCUGUAAGGACAGCGUGAUGGUCAGUGAUGUGUUCCUGACCGCACCUGGAACUUGCGACGGGAUUUUUCUGAUCACCGGCCUCCACCCGGAGGCACACAGCGAAAGCCAAUCGUGGCCGGCUGUCAGCUUUAAACCCGAGCACUCAGACACGCAUGUCGCCCGACCGCAGCCCAGUGAGCCCAUCCCCCACACUUGCCUCACGACCGCUCCCCACUGCUUUCAUUCUCCUGACCUAGCGAUGACAGUGUAGACGAUGGAAGGUUUGGGCCAGCACAAAUAAAAUGAAACCAAAAAAUAAGUAGCAGAGGAAAUCGAAUGAACAUGAGUAUGAGAAUUUCUUGCUCUUUAAUAUCACGGGUUUUGUUAAUGUUUUAUAAGUAAUUUUCCCUACUUGAUUUUUCUUUUAUAAAAUCUCAUAGAACAAUGUUUAUGAUACAGCCAUUUAAUAUAUGUACAAAUUGUAAAGAAUAUGUAUAAAUGUUUUACACAAAUGUAAGAGCAUGUAGAAGCCAACAUAUAAGUAAAUUGUUUAAAAAAAAAAGACUGUACAGUAAAUUCUGAAAGCACUUUUUCAAAAACA